AUGCAUUUUGAAAUGAUUACCCUACAUCUGAUACCCGCAGAUUGGGACUGUGCUUUAGAAGAAAAGGCUAUUGCUGUGCUUCCCAGCCGUAAAGGGGAGAAGACUAUUCAAUGUCUUGGAAAAGCUGAGCUACCACCGGCAAGCCGUAAUAAUACAGUCCUUUUUGUCAAUGUUGGUCCCGAGACAUUUGUCAUCGGACAGGGAGAGAGAACCAGAGACUACGAAGAUUUUGAUAUAUCUGAGCCGAUAAACAGGUGGAUUAGGCCAAUGUUUGUAAAUUCCAUGAGCCGUGAAGCAAUAGGAGCAGAAGCAGUAACCUAUCAAGGAGAAAAAGUCAUAGAGGAAUAUGUUAAUCUUGUCCGUGCUGAUACUACUAAGAUAGGUUGUGCUUGGGUCAGAUGUUUUGGUGGUCGAGAUGCAGUGUACAGUGCAUAUUGCCUUACAAACAAAGCGUAA
This is a messenger RNA of Strongylus vulgaris, 456 nucleotides long. NCBI's taxonomy places the organism in Eukaryota, Metazoa, Nematoda, Chromadorea, Rhabditida, Strongylidae. The record is from the annotation of a GenBank genome assembly.